Messenger RNA from Paramisgurnus dabryanus, 2107 nucleotides. RefSeq names its product thymocyte selection-associated high mobility group box (gene tox). The record is from RefSeq and is a predicted model, not a curated record. Gene Ontology annotation, biological process: leukocyte differentiation; regulation of transcription by RNA polymerase II. Gene Ontology annotation, cellular component: nucleus. Gene Ontology annotation, molecular function: chromatin DNA binding. Lineage: Eukaryota; Metazoa; Chordata; Actinopteri; Cypriniformes; Cobitidae.
GUCUUUUGUGUUUGAACACAGGCAAAGCGUUCGCUCCUCUCCAUACAGCAGUUACACUGAGCCACAGCUGCAACGAUAACAUACACAUCUCUACUCUCAGCAGUCAACACAUUAACGUCCUCGACAGAUGCUCUUGUUCUCGCCAAACCUGAGCGACUUCUUCAGCGGUAUCUCUCUGUUUUAAAACGCCCGCGUUAGAGGUUCAUAUAAAAGUUUUUGUGAAAACCGCGGAACGGAUGUGAGUGUCUCAGUCUUUCAGUCUUCAGCUUUCACCUUCUCUCUCAUUUGCGUUGCGAUCUCUGAGUAAGAGAGGAACACACAAUCUAGUGGAAAGGCAAUAGGGACCGGUUGAUGAUUUUACUGAAAUGGACGUGAGAUUUUAUCCACAGCCUCCAUCAGCAACAGAUCCCUCUCGGCUGGGACAGUCGCACUAUUCGGACUCUCCGUAUUGCAAUAAGUACAACAGUGAAAACAUGUUCAUGAGUAUGCCAGAGCCCAGCCAGGACUUUGUGCCAGGGAACCAGUUUCGCGUACCUGCCAGUCCCAGCCAGACGCAGCAUGGUAACAAACAGGCCGGCGGCCACUGGAAAAGAGAGAACCAUACACACACGGACGGCCCGCGUCUGACAUGGUCCUACCCAGUGCCCAGUCUUGGGGACGAAGACUUCAACAUCCCCCCCAUCACUCCCCCCACCCUUCCUGAACACAUGCUGGCACACUUGCCCGAAUCUGAGUCCGGAGCAUACCAUUCCCUGUGUUCCCAGAAUGGACUGCACCCCUUUCACCUGCAAGGAAUGGACCUGCCUGGCAUGUCAGUCCCAAACAUGUUGGGCCAAGAUGGAGGCCUGCUCACUAACUCUCUGUCAGUGAUGCAGCAAAUGGUCAAUUCAGACUCCCGUUACGGCGGUCAUCCUCAGGUGGACACACUGAGACCCAGAAUACAGCCUGGCAUGGUUUCUCAAGGUCAGCUGACUACUAUAAACCAAUCACAACUCAAUUCCCAGUUGGGGUUAAACAGCAACAAUGGCACCCAUGGCUCCCCAUCUCCACCGGAGAGCAAGUCAGCCACACCCUCCCCCUCCAGCUCAGUGCAUGAGGACGAUGCAGAUGAUGCUGCCAAGACGAAUGGUGCAGAGAAAAGAGCAGCCACAGAUAUGGCCAAGAAGCCCAAAACCCCCAAGAAGAAGAAGAAGAAAGACCCGAACGAGCCCCAGAAGCCGGUGUCUGCGUACGCCCUGUUCUUUAGAGACACACAGGCAGCAAUCAAAGGCCAAAAUCCUAAUGCCACAUUUGGAGAGGUUUCCAAAAUAGUGGCAUCCAUGUGGGACGGUCUGGGAGAGGAACAGAAACAGGUGUACAAGAAAAAAACCGAGACCGCAAAGAAGGAGUAUCUCAAACAGCUGGCAGCGUACAGAGCGAGCCUUGUGUCUCAGAGCUACAAUGACCCGGGGGAUGUGAAGGCAUCGCAGGCUUCCCAGAUGCUUGGACCCAAGCCACCAGUUUUUUCUGGUGCUGGUCAGUCUCACCCAGGUCUCUAUAUGAGUCAUCCAUACCACCAGCAGUCGGGACUCAGUUCCCACCUGCCACCAAUGCAGCAGGGCCUUGCCCGAGUCGGCGCGUCCCGGAGCAUGGGCAGCAUGGCGGGCUCGUCCCCCCCUCCUCUGCAGAUCAGCCCACCCUUACAUCAGCAUCUCAGCCUCCACCAGCAACAGCAGCAGCUCAGCAGCCACUCGCUGCCCAUGCACUCCCCCUCCAUGGCCCAGGGUUUCCCUCUUCAGGCAGAGUAUCAGAGCAUGGUAAAUGUCACAUCCUCCGGCGGACCCGGUCUGUCCCCUUCAAUGGACUACCGCACUGGCUGCAGGAAUGGACCGACCCAGGGCUUGGACUGGACCUCUGACUACUGCGGCAACGGCGCUCUGCAGAGGGACAAAGCCCUGUAUCUGACCUGAUUGACAUCAUCACCCACACGAUCCUUCAUGCUCACAGGACCAAGGCAGUUCCUCAUCCCAAUACAGCUAUUUAGGGCCUGAUUAUUCAGGCCUUAUUUUAGACUAGACACAAUCCACGCAUCAGCAAAACAAUGUUUGAAUGUUUUCUUUCCCAUGGC